This is a messenger RNA of Brassica rapa (field mustard), 1425 nucleotides long. RefSeq lists its product as uncharacterized. Lineage: Eukaryota; Viridiplantae; Streptophyta; Magnoliopsida; Brassicales; Brassicaceae. The record is from RefSeq and is a predicted model, not a curated record.
AUGGACAGAGCUAUGUUGUCUUUAUCCCUUAAAGAUGAUGAUGACUCGCCUUUUAGCUUACCAGAUCUACCCCAGUACUAUGCCUCUGAAAGAAAUGCAUGCAGCAUUAUAGGCCGUCUUCUCAACCCGGAACUUCAGAGAAUGUCUAAGCUGAUACACGAUCUACCACGGAAAUGGCAAAAGUCCUCUAGAGUUCGCGAAUUUGCGUUAACCAGAGAAAGAUUCCAGUUCGUGUUCUUGCAUGAACAUGAUCUCAGAGAAGUUCUAGAUAAAGGCAUGCAGACCUUUGAAGAUUGGGGUUUGGCGAUGGAAAGAUGGAUCGAGAAGCCUCCUCCUGGAUAUCUUGAUUACGUCUCUAUAUGGGUCAGGAUCAGUAACAUACCAGUUAACCACUACACCCACAGAGCUAUCUAUGAUCUCGGAGGUCUCGUAGGGCAUGUGGAAGAAGUAGCUUUUGAUCCGGAAAGAUCACAAUCUCAAGACUAUGUCAGGGUCAAAAUCCGCUUCCAUGUAUCCAAACCUCUAAAGAAAUCGAGGGUUCUGAAUCUUCCUGAUGGAGAACAAACCACAAUCUAUUACUAUUACGAAAGAGUUCAGAAAAGAUGCUACCAUUGUCAAAGACUUACGCAUGCAAAGGAGAGGUGUCCCUUCUUAGAACACACUCAAAGCUCAAGUGGCCGAUCUACUAGUCUUCUGUCCAUGCAGCAGCUUUCUCAACCUCUCCAGGUUCUGUCAGAACAAGAUCCUCUGUUUGGAGUUCUAAAAGAAGAUCAAGUCGGGAUUAAUCCCUUAUCCGGUCGACCCCGCAUAGCACCUGAGAUCCUUCAAGAAAUGCGCAACUAUCUACUGGCUUCAAGCUCUGAAGACAUUCUCGUUCGACAGCAAAGGGUUAUAGCUUCUGUUAAGGAAGCUGAAAAGAACCCGAUCACGCAAAGAACGGCUUUACAACUUUCUCCUCCUCCGAUAUUUACUUCAGAGAUCAACAAGGGCAAAGGAAUUGUCUUCAACUAUGAUCAAGAAGAUAAGCUUAAUCAGCCAACGACAUCAAACUCUCAGCCAAAACUCAUGGCUUCAGCAAUAUCUUCAGGACAGUCUCUAUUCAACUCCACAUCAAAUGUCCUUUGUAGAUUAACUCUACCGUCUCCUCAGAAUCAAUUGGAUCUUCAGGGCAGUAUACCUUUUAUCUUUUCGGUUGGUUCUUCUGGGUUAAAGGAAAAAGCAACGAGGAAACCGGGAAGUUUCAAAAGAAUCUACAACUCUCGAAAGAAGUCUCAUAAGGAGCCAGAAGGAACUGCUCAGACUGUUCUGCCUCAACCUCAAGUCAACAAGAAAAGAAAAGCGGAAGAUGAUUUGGCUGGUGCAUCCAAAGCCGCGAAGAACAAUGCAUCAAAGAUGGUCCCGCGUGAGGGACCGUCCAACACUUAA